Peronospora matthiolae is the source of this 2919-nucleotide messenger RNA. The record is from the annotation of a GenBank genome assembly. NCBI's taxonomy places the organism in Eukaryota, Oomycota, Peronosporomycetes, Peronosporales, Peronosporaceae.
AUGUCGUCCAACAACACCUCGGCCAGUGUCUCCAUCGAUAAGUUCGAUGGGGACAACUACGCGACUUGGAGUCGUUACAUGCGUGGCGUGUUUCUGACCAAGUCGGUCUGGCACGUCGUUAACCGUGAGACGACGCCGAUCUUCGCGAGCCCUCGUUCCAUGGACGACUACGUCAAGACGAGCAACAUCGCGUUUGGUUUGAUGUUGCUCCACAUGGGUGCGGAUUAUCACCAUGUGGUCGACGACUGUGAGGAAGCAUGGGUUGCGUGGUCACGUCUUAAGUCGUUCUAUGGUGGAUCGCAGAAGGCCGGACGGAUUUACCUCAAGCGUCAGCUGUUCAGCAUGAAGAUGGCUGAAGGUGGUAACGUCUUGCAUCACUGCAAUGAUGUGUUGAACAUCGGCGCCAAGCUCAGCAGCAUCGGCGCCAAGAUGGAAGACGAAGACAUCGCGAUCUGCUUGUUGCUCAGUCUCCCGAAGAGUUUUGAGAACGUGGUUCUGAACUUGGAGAUGAGCAAUGCAGAACUGCGUACCCAAGAUGUGGUGAAGGUGCUGACGAAUGAGCACGCCAAGCGUCAAGGGGAGAAGGUGACGACAACAGCGACUACGGUGAAAGCUGAAGAUGCAACCAAGGCAUUCAGCACCGAGCGUGAGCCUUACCAAUGCACAUAUUGUGGCAAGGUAGGGCACAAAGUGGAUCGCUGUUGGACGAAGCAGAAGAAUGAAGGUCGAGGAGCCCGACGCGGCGGCAAUGGUCGUGGACGCGGGGCUAAUAAUGUCCAGUGGGGACAAUAUGAUGAAGGCAACAGCCACGAUCGAGUGGCAUUUGCAGUUUCUUUGGAAUGUGGAAUUUCGACAAACAAGAAUGGACCAGGAAUGUGGGCCGUUGACAGCGGGGCAACACAUCACAUCUGCCACGACAAGUUCAAGUUUGCAAGCUUGGUCGAAGGCAAUGGUGGCGAGAUUUUGGUUGCUGAUGGCAACAAGGUGGCCAUCAAGGGUGUGGGAACCAUCAUUGAGAAGGUGGUUCUGCCAAAUGGUGAAGAGCGUGAAAUCGAGAUCAAGAACGCUUUGUAUGUGCCCAGCAUGAGCAAGAAUCUGCUCUCGGUGCCCCAGAUCAACAAGCAUGGCAAGUUCCAAGUAGUGUUUGAUGGUACCAGGAUGUAUGUUGCUCACAAGGACUCGAAUCAAGUGGUGGCGGCUGCAGAUCUUGUGGAUGGACUUUACUGGCUUCGCACGACGCAGCGAUCGGCCAAUGCGACAUCACUCAGCAACGCUGUUGAUCUACAUGCGCGAAUGGGUCAUGCUCCAGUCGACGUGCUUCGCAAGAUGGUGACAAGCCACAUGAUCAAGGACGCUCACAUCCCUUCCAAGCCGAAUGGAUCAAGUGUAUGCCACGGAUGCCAGCAAGGGAAAAUGGUCCAGAAACCGUUCCCGAGCAACCGUGACAAGCGCCGCUAUGACACGUUUGAGCUUCUCCACUUCGACAUUUGUGGUCCUAUGGAGCAAGAAACACUGGGUGGUAGCAAGUAUUUGCUCCUCAUCGUGGACGAAGCCAGCGGAUGCAUGAAAGGUUUUUGCCUAAGUGCCAAGUCUGAGAGCGAAGAACAUCUCAAGACCUACAUCAAGAUGGUGCAGACGCAGUUCAACAAGCAAGUCAAGUUCGUGCGUCACGAUGGAGCUCGAGAGUUUGCGACGAGCUCGCUUCAAGAUUUCUACGAGGAUGAAGGCAUUGAACAACAGACUACGGUGCCAUACGCACAUCAAGCCAAUGGAACUGCUGAACGCGCGAUUCGGACUAUCGUCACGAUUGGUCGUAGCAUGCUACAUCAUGCCAAGCUGGACAAGUGCUUCUGGGCUGAAGCAGCAAUGACGGCAAUCUACGUGAAGAAUCGUCUGCCGUCGCCCAAGAUCCCCGACAUGACACCAUUCGAGAUCGUGUGCCAGUCCAAGCCAAGCGUCAAACACAUGCGUGUUUUUGGAUGCCAAGCCUACAUUCUGACGUCAAGUGAGAAGCGACUCAAGUGGGAUCCCAAGGCUCGCGCUGGAAUCUUUUCGAGCUACGAAGAAGUGUCCAAGGCAUAUCGUGUAUUUGACAUCGAGGAGGGGCAGGUGAUGAUAAGUCGCGAUGUCAACUUCGAUGAGUCGGCCUUUGGAAUGUCGAUGCUGAUUUCCGAUGACGAUGUUGAUGGCCUGGACUUCGAAUCGAUCGAUCUUGAUGAUGAAGAACCGCGUCCGAGACACUUCAAACAAACAGGAAAGCGCAAGGCCCAACCCAGUCACGACAAUGACGACGCAAGCAUGCCCCGAGCAGUGCGCCAACGACCCGGAUUGGAAGAGUCAAGUGCGCCGGAUGACCUCUCUUCACGUCGAGCCAACGAAGAUGAAGAAAGGAAGUCGGAGGAACAACAUGACACACCGACUUCCUCCGCGUUUUGGCGUGCGAGUGCAAAUGCUGUUGAAGCAGCAGUGGAUUUGUCGGAACCGUCGACAUUUGAAGCAGCAGUGACUGGCCCGGAUCAAGUGCACUGGCGUAAGGCAACUCAUGCGGAGCUCGAUUCGAUGCGACUUCGUGGAGUGUUUCGUGCAGCCAAGUUGCCCAAUGGACAACGUGCCAAUGGUACCAAGUGGGUCUUCAAGAUCAAACGCAAAGCAGACGAAUCCAUCGAGAAGUACAAGGCACGUCUCGUGGCAAAGGGCUUUCGCCAGAAGUAUAGAAUCGACUACACCGAGACGUUUUCGCCCGUGGUCAAGUAUGUGACCUUACGCAUAGUCAUUGCGGUUGCCAAGCACUUUGGAUGGACACUUGACCAACUCGAUGUGGUGACUGCCUUUCUUUAUGGUGUGAUGAAGGAGCAAGUGUUUUGCGUGAUUCCUGAAGGUGUUAAGAUGGAAGGUGAUUUGACUGUCUCGAGUUGGUGA